Pneumocystis jirovecii RU7 is the source of this 1086-nucleotide messenger RNA. RefSeq lists its product as uncharacterized. The transcript is spliced from 5 exons. The coding region runs from base 1 to 1086 and encodes 361 amino acids. Gene Ontology annotation, molecular function: cyclin-dependent protein serine/threonine kinase activator activity. Gene Ontology annotation, biological process: regulation of transcription by RNA polymerase II; positive regulation of DNA-templated transcription, elongation. Gene Ontology annotation, cellular component: nucleus; cyclin/CDK positive transcription elongation factor complex. NCBI's taxonomy places the organism in Eukaryota, Fungi, Ascomycota, Pneumocystomycetes, Pneumocystales, Pneumocystaceae. The record is from RefSeq and is a predicted model, not a curated record.
AUGGCAUAUUCAGCUUCAGACACACAAGAAUUGCCUUUUAAUGAUGACAAGUAUCCUGUUGCAGUACAGCUUUCAUGGCCAUAUUUUUCUACAAAACAAGUUGCUUCAUUAUCAGCCAGUUCCCGAUCAUCAUCACUUUCUGAGAGUAAAGAGACUCAAAUCAGGUUUCAAGCAUGCACAUGGAUAUAUCAUGUUGGAAGGAGUAUGAAAUUGUCUGUUUCUGCGUUUUUUCUGAUCAAAUUAAGUACUAAUAUACUUAACAGCCCUAUACGAACUAUCGGAAGUGCAAUGAUAAUAUAUCAUCGAUUUCAUUUAUUCAAUCCUAUGUCAGAGUUUUCAUAUAUUGUAGAUACAGCAGCUGCAUGUCUGUUUGUAGCAUGUAAAAUGGAAGAUACGUCAAAAAAGUUGAAAGAUAUUCUUAUAGCUAGUUAUAACCUAAAGCACCCAAAUGGACCAGAUAUAUCAUUUGAAAGCCAAACAAUAGAAGAGCAAAAAAAAAGAAUUAUUGGUUUAGAGAGAAUGGUUUUAGAAACUUCUUGUUUUGAUUUUCGACAACGUCAUCCACAACCUUAUAUUAUUAAAUUUGCACGGCAUUUAAAGCGUAUUUCUAAAGAAAUAGCUCGAAAAGCAUGGGAUAUAAGCAUUGAUUCAUAUAAAACAUUUUCACCUCUUAAAUUUCCUCCACAUUGCAUUGCUUUAAUGGCACUUGUUCUUUCAUCAAUAUUACUUGAGCAGCCUUUUGAAGAUGCAUACGAAAAAUUCAUGGUAAAAAAAGAAACACUUAUUAAAGAUGCCUUAUGUGAUAUUCUUGAUUUAUAUAUUCACCAUAGACAUGUUACUAUUGUGGGUCAUGAUACUGACGUUAGUAAAUUUAUGAUUAUUCAAAUUUCUCUCAAUAAAUUUCAUAAAUCUUCAGAAAUAUCUUUAAAAGAUACAACAACUAAUGUAGAAUUUUCAGCCCUUCCCUUUCGAAUUGGAAUUAUUAGCGAUAAAGGAACAGUACGUUUCAUUUUAGAUCAUCAACGGGAAAAGAAUGAGUCAGAAGCCUCUAAAACUAAAAAUACAAAAAAAAUAAAAUCAUAUUAG